AUGGCUACCUGUAGAAGCUUCUUUUUUCGUUUCAAGGGCUUGUGCACGCGUAGGAAGGAGGCAGCGUUGGUGAGGGAGCCUACCGUAGCUGUGCCAAUUGAGGAAGUGCCGCCGCCACAGCCUACUGAGGCUCCAAGUUCCGAGACAACUGGAGAGGCUUCUGUAUCAUCGAUCGAUGUGCCGCUGUUGCCCAUCAAUAAUGUUUUGUCUCCCUCCUCAAUCGCUACAACUCGCGAACCGGAUGCCGAGGAGUUUGAGAUUAAAAAUGACACACCACUGGUCACUGAGGAUGUGUACGACCCUCUUAUCAUGAGUUUCUCCCCAAGGGUUUCUCGCCGUCGCAAUGACGCAGCAAAGGGUGAUACGUGCAACAGCCCCAGCAAAGCUGUAAGUUCGUUCUCGGAGACCGAAGCCCUUUCCACAAGUUGCGGACAUGCUGCUGAACAGGGGGUUUUCUGGUAUGGAAUAACGCUACUCAGCGAUGUUGGCAAUAAACCUGUGGCGGACCAUGCCCAGAAAACCGACGCUCCGGUUUUAGAUGAGCACAUCUCAACUGACAUGUCUGCGGACUGCAGUCCGUCGAAGCUGAAAAAAUGUCGAUCUAGUCUACGAUACUACGAUCUCAUGGGCCACCGUAUCAGUGAAGAUUGGACGAAUCUAAAUUCGCGUGUUUACGACGCAUUGUUGCAAUAUUUCACCGGUUCGGAUCCUACAUCCGGUCACAAGAUUUCUAAACAGUGGUCGGACAAUGUCAAAUUGUUAAUGGGAAAGAAGACGGCGAAGAUCGUGGCUGCAUUUAAGGUCGCCUACCAGGGGCAAUUGGAUUUUGAGUCUUCGUACAUGAUUUGUCAAUCAGUAUUCACUGCUCAGAAGAGCAUGCGGAUCGACCUCAUCAUCCGGGCACGUGUCAUGUCUUGUAUACGUAUACUUACAUUCCGCGGAGUGCGUGUGAUGAUUUGGGCGCUCGGCAACCAACGUAUGCCAACAGCGGAGGGUGACCCUGCCUCGUCACUUGACAGGAUGCAUCGCGAGUGGUACACGGUUGGACCGAAUUCGCACUAUCUACAGCAGCUAUUCCCGGCCGAUAUCGUGGCGUACAAUCUAGUUCAGCCCGAAAAGCUACAACCCGAGCUAGAGCAUCAACUGACGCAAGUUGCGGGGAUAGAUGUGAUCACCUCGCGUUCCAGGUUUAUAGCGGCCAAGCCAGGACACAUUACGGAGGCGCAAAGCUUCAUUGGGCACACUAUGGAGGUCAUAGAUGCGCGCCAACCAGUAGUGUGCAUGCUGCAGCGUGCCGGCAUACAAUGUGAUCGCUUGUGCCAUGUACAGCUUCGAGUGGGCGACAAGGUUCGAUUUUACACAACAAAGGGAUGA
Babesia ovata is the source of this 1374-nucleotide messenger RNA. RefSeq lists its product as uncharacterized. NCBI's taxonomy places the organism in Eukaryota, Apicomplexa, Aconoidasida, Piroplasmida, Babesiidae. The record is from RefSeq and is a predicted model, not a curated record. The transcript is spliced from 5 exons. Bases 1 to 1374 code for a protein of 457 amino acids.